CACCGGACCGCCCGACCGGGGCACAUAGACAGUCAGCGGGGCGGCAGGGCGCUGCCUGCCUGCCUGCGUGCGUGCGUGUCUGCGUGCGCGCGCAUAACCACCGCCCCGCACGCUCCCGUGCUGGACCCACCGGGCCUCCUCAGUCUCCCUCUGCAGAACCGGUCUCGCUCGAACCCGAAUCUCCUGUACGGGUGCGGUGCACGACGCUGAGACGUGGAACCUUUUCUCCGGUUCACACACACACUCGCUCACACAGGUGAGGUUUAAUAAGGAGACACAAUGUCGAGGGAGCUGUCACUGAACAUCAACAUCAGCGAGCCGCAGUGGGACCAGAGCACCUUUGCGGGCCGGGCGAAGCACUUCUUCAUGGUCACCGACCCACGGAAUGUGCUUCUGUCCAGUAAGACUCUGGAGGAGGCACGUAUCACAGUGGAGAACUACAGGAAGGGGGUGGUGAAACCUGGCUUGACAGAGGAUGAGCUCUGGAGGGCAAAGUACAUCUACGACUCCGCUUUCCACCCAGACACGGGGGAGAAGAUGGUGCUGAUUGGGCGGAUGUCAGCACAGGUGCCCAUGAACAUGACCAUCACCGGCUGCAUGCUCACAUUCUACAGAACAACACCCGCUGUCCUAUUCUGGCAAUGGGUGAACCAGUCCUUCAAUGCUGUGGUGAACUACACCAACCGCAGUGGAGAUGCACCCAUCACCAUGAAUCAGCUGGGAGCUGCCUACGUCUGCGCCACCUCUGGAGCUGUCGUCACUGCUCUGGGACUCAAGUCCCUGACCAAGCACCUGCCCCCCAUCAUGGGACGCUUCAUUCCCUUUGCCGCCGUGGCUGCUGCCAACUGCAUCAACAUCCCAUUCAUGAGGCAGAGAGAGCUGAAGUAUGGAAUCCCUGUGAUGGAUGAAGAGGGCAAUCGCCUGGGACAGUCCUCCAGCGCAGCGAAACAGGCUAUCGUUCAGGUGGUGGUGUCCCGGAUUGGCAUGGCUGUGCCUGCUAUGGCUAUCCCUCCCGUCAUCAUGAACUCCCUGGAAAAGAAGGCCUUCAUGAAGCGUUACCCAAUGCUCAACGCUCCUGUCCAGGUUGGACUGGUCGGGCUCUGUCUGGUAUUUGCCACCCCCCUGUGCUGUGCACUCUUCCCCCAAAAAAGUUCUAUGAAGGUGAGCAGCCUGGAGCCUGAUCUCCAGGAGAGCAUCCGGAAGAGCAGCCCUCACAUCGACACAGUCUACUUCAACAAGGGCCUGUAGGGGACGCCCUCCCUCCACAGGGACCGAUCGAUGCCCUGGCCAGAGCACAGGUCGAACAAUUUAGCGGGCACAAAAAUGGUGACCCAUGCAGCUAUGCAUUUUUAAUCAGUUUCAGCUUGUUGUUAAAAUUAUCAUGUAUUUUGAACCAGUGUAUCAAAAGAAAUGACUUAUGACCGGAGUUUUUGCCCUUGAAUAUAGCACACAUCAGGUGUAAGUAGAGCUCACAGCUAUGGACCGCACAAGGCUGAUGGAAAUGGAAGUCCUUCCCAUCAAUUGCUCAUUACCUUUUGGUAUUUUCAAGACAAUAAUUGCUUAUAAUACUUUAAUAAUAUAGUACAAUACCAUAUAGUUAUUUACACAUUGUAAUAUAUAUAAUACCACUGCUUAUAAUACACUAAUUUUGUGCCGAAGGUCAGCAGGGUGUUGAAGGUGGUGUGCAACCAGCAUUUUGACUCGGGGAAACUAGGUCGAACUGCUGCCUCUGCUGUCCGAGAGUGUGUUUAGUUGACCGCUGGGUGGACGCUAGGUGUAUAAAACCAUGCCCCAUAAACACGCGUGGAAAUGCAAGCUACCUCAGAAGUGGCCUUAAACCGUACAUUCCAUUCACACUGCUCUACUGCUGCAUGUUGUGUGUGUGCGUGCGUAUGAUGCUGACUAGAUACCAGAGUGUAUUCCCCUCAAAACUGAUCUCAUUUAUCAUCUAAAGCAUCUUGAAAGGUGCAGUCAGUUACUUUUUGUGCACUUUACACCAGUGGUGACCCUUUACUGUGUGUGUACCUAGUUUUUUUUAUUGCUGCAAAACAAAAGAGCAACAUGAGUUUGAUUUCAUAGAACUGAAAAUAUUUAAUGAUAAAUUUGACUUUUCUGCUAACAGUAAAGGGGGGUGCAGUGGGUUGGACCUGGUCCUGCUCUCUGGUGGGUCUGGGGUUCGAGUUCCGCU
Messenger RNA from Scleropages formosus (Asian bonytongue), 2188 nucleotides. RefSeq names its product sideroflexin 3 (gene sfxn3). NCBI's taxonomy places the organism in Eukaryota, Metazoa, Chordata, Actinopteri, Osteoglossiformes, Osteoglossidae. Gene Ontology annotation, molecular function: monoatomic ion transmembrane transporter activity. Bases 280 to 1248 code for a protein of 322 amino acids. The transcript has 11 exons. The record is from RefSeq and is a predicted model, not a curated record. Gene Ontology annotation, biological process: serine import into mitochondrion; monoatomic ion transport. Gene Ontology annotation, cellular component: mitochondrial inner membrane.